UUCACAGAUGAAGACACUAAGAGCCUCAGGGACACAGCAAUUCUUGUGGGAGCCAUGAAGUUGAACGAGAGGAGUGUGGCCCACUAUGCGCUGAGCGACUCCCCAGCAGACCACACAGGCUUCCUGCGUACUUGGGGGGGCCCAGGGACCCCACCUACCCCCAGUGGCACUGGCCGAAGAUGCUGGUUUGUUCUCAAGGGCAACCUGCUGUUCUCCUUCGAGAGUCGCGAGGGCCGGGCCCCGCUGAGCCUGGUGGUGCUGGAGGGCUGCACAGUGGAGCUGGCUGAAGCCCCAGCACCCGAGGAGUUUGCCUUCGCCAUCUGCUUCGAUGCCCCUGGAGUGCGCCCACACCUGCUGGCAGCAGAUGGACCAGCGGCCCAGGAGGCUUGGGUAAAGGCGCUGUCCCGGGCAAGCUUUGGCUACAUGCGCCUGGUGGUACGAGAGCUGGAGAGCCAGUUGCAGGACGCCCGCCAGAGCCUAGCCUUGCAUCGCCACUCAUCCUGGAAGGCCAUUUCCAGCCGCUGUAAGCCCCAGGCUCCUGACUGUUGGUCUCCAGGCCUGGAGAAGGGCCACUCCCUCCCCAGAGACUGCAGCCCCAUGGCUUUAGUUGAAGGGGGCAGCAGGUCAGGGCGAGGGUUGGCUGAGUGGGAGUUGCAGGGCCCUGCCAGCCUCCUCCUAGGCAGGGGGCAGAGCCCCGUGUCCCCUGAGACCUCUUGCUUCUCCACCCUGCACAACUGGUAUGGCCAGGAAAUUGUGGAGCUGCGGCGGGGGUGGCAGCAGAGGGCCCGGGGGGAGCCAGGCAGGAUGUGAGGAACAGGUUAGGCCCUGAGCCUGGGCCUUUUGAGUUUUGCCCCUGUCCUGCUGGUCAGGACACCAGGGCCGGCGUUUUUUCAGCCCAAUCUGAAAAAGUUAAAUGUUAACUCAUUUCCAAAUUUGCUUUUGGGGAGUGUUUCUCUCCUUGCUUUUUAGGCAUUCUCCAGGUUCCAGAUCCAAACUUGUACCUGGAGGGGACUGAGGAAUCAUCACAACCAUCCUCUUUAUUUUCUGAGACACAGAGAGGAAAGGUGGCUUGCUCAGAGCCACGGAGCAAGACCCAGGUCUCCUGACUGUCGUGGACUGCCCCUCUCUUAGGGGAUGUUAAUGAAACGGAAGAAGUGGGAACUGUUGCAUGGCCACAGGUCUCACUACCUUUGACCCACACACCAGAUUCUAUAGCACCGUUUCCAAUGUGGGGAGUCUUGUGUCAUUUUAAUACCAGAAGUUAGCUGUAGUAUUGGCUUGAGGGGCUGACAUUGUCAGAGAAAGUGGAUUUAUUGUUUCAUGGGGGUUUCUGGGGCCCAGCUCUUCCUGAGAGGGGUGGGAAGAUUGGGCAUGGGAUCCCCACCCUGCAGUUUGGGUAGGACCCUUUGGAGGAGAGGGCCUGCAGCCAAUAAAGGGAUUUAUUCUGCUCAGAAAGUGUUGGGGCCCCCAGCCUGUCUCCCUGGCUGCCCUGUCAACAGAUGGUGCUGGGUAUUGCCCCAGGAGGGUCUGGUGGCUUUUAUAUGUCAGCAGAAACCCCUGCUGUACUCUGUCCUCAGCAGCCAGCUCCUGGAGCUGCCAAGUGAGAAGUUAAAGAAGUGGGAAGGCAGUGUGGCUUCCUGGGGAAAGCCAGUUUCUUACUUUGGUUCUCAGUCCUGGGCAUUCUAGGAGCUUGGACACAGGAUUCGCGGAACUUUGUGAUAAACUCUUCUCCACUGGCUGGGCUCCCAUAAAAGUGUUCCUGCUCCUGAAGAUCUGCUAGUGAGACCACCUCGGAACUCUUCACAGUCCUGCUUGUCAUCCAGGGUGUA
Propithecus coquereli (Coquerel's sifaka) is the source of this 1829-nucleotide messenger RNA. RefSeq names its product family with sequence similarity 109, member B (gene PHETA2). The coding region runs from base 55 to 810 and encodes 251 amino acids. Gene Ontology annotation, biological process: receptor recycling; endosome organization; retrograde transport, endosome to Golgi. The record is from RefSeq and is a predicted model, not a curated record. Gene Ontology annotation, cellular component: trans-Golgi network; early endosome; recycling endosome. Lineage: Eukaryota; Metazoa; Chordata; Mammalia; Primates; Indriidae. The transcript has 2 exons.